Molecule: messenger RNA, 1613 nt
Organism: Beta vulgaris subsp. vulgaris (sugar beet)
Lineage: Eukaryota; Viridiplantae; Streptophyta; Magnoliopsida; Caryophyllales; Amaranthaceae
Exons: 2
Coding region: 1041-1517 (158 amino acids)
Biological process (GO): photosynthetic electron transport in photosystem I
Cellular component (GO): NAD(P)H dehydrogenase complex (plastoquinone); chloroplast thylakoid membrane
Source: RefSeq, a predicted model, not a curated record
UUUCGUAGCUUAGUUUCUUUUUGUUAAAUACUUCUAUGAACUUUCUGUAAGCAUAUGCAGUGGAUUCUUAACAAGAUAUGAAUUUUGUUAAAUUCCAUUGUAAACAAUUAUUGCUUUCAUUUUAUCUCUCUUAUGUUUUCCCCAAGAAGUAUUUCUUUCAAAUUGCAGUAAUUGCUUAUCAUGGAUUUUCGAAAUACAUAAGAUGUAACUUCGUAUGCUCAACUCGUAACAAACGCAGAAGUUGAGUAAUCACCAAAUGUUGAACUAUUAUCAUCUUAUAAAAAGUUUAAUAUGUUCCAACACUUUCUUAGAGCUCAGGGUCAUAAACGAUGAUAGAGAUUAAAGCUCAGAUCAAAUAUAAAUGACCAACCUAAAACAAGCAGCAAGUGAUUAAGGCUGCAAUUAUUUAACAGAGAACCAAGUUCUGAAAUCUUUGUUCUUACUAAUACCUGAGAAAGUAAACUUCAUUGUUAAUGCCUGAGACUAGCAUGUGUAACACAUCCAUUUGGGUUGUAUAGAUUCAAAAUACUUGCGUCUGUUUUUUUAGUCACAACUCUUCCCUAUUUUAGUUAUUUUGAAAUAGUUGUAACUUGUAACAUAUGCCAUAUUGUUGGGAUGAGGAUCCGAACCUUGGGCAAUUAUCUAGAAUUAGGGAUGGUACUCCACUGACGUACCACCUCUCCCUCGCGCUACAAUAUUUGGUGAGAGAAAGAAACCACAAGCUAAAAAAUAGGUAUUUAUCUUCCCCUUGGAAAAAAAAGAGGUAUUUAUCUUCACAUUUUCUCAAUAAUUUAAACUGGCAACAAAAAAAAAAGAAAAAAAUUAUUAUGCAAAAAAGGUUUUCUGCUUCUACAGAGAUCCGGUUUUAUGUCACAGAUGAAUUAGUUUUAAUUAUAUGAAAGGAAGAAAAAGAGUGCCAUCAAGAUAUUUGCAGAAGAAAAGGACAAUAAAGAGCACCACUAUCAAGAUAUUAUCCGAACAGUAGCCACAUAUUUACAUAUACACACUCUCUCCCAAAAUUUCGCACUAAAUACUACAGAAUGGUUUUGUUAGGCUGUAUUUUUGUAACCAAACCAGCCAUCACUCUUGCUCCUCUCUCCAGCAAUUCCUCUCAGCCCACAGCACCCCGCAAACCUUCAAAGGUUACUACUUCAAAAUCAAACCCUAAUAAACAAAAUCAGCCCUCUGUCGCGGAGAUUGAACGGGCCAUUGGUGCUGGCAGCUACCGUGACUAUGAUCCUGCCAGUAUCAGUGAGCCAGCAGAGAAGAAAAAUGUCUUCGAUGCAGUACUAUCGAAUUCAAUAGGAAAGACAGAAGGCAAAACUGAACGGGCAUUACGCGAAACUGGAGAGUGGAUAAGUGGGCAAACUGAGGGAGCUGCCCGCUCUUCUGGAAAGAAAAUUCUGGAGGUCAUGUUUUUCUGGCUUGCACCAGCUUGGUUCGUUCUACUAUUGAUUGCUACUGGUGCUGUUAAGUUACCCUUUAGCUUUCCUGCUCUUGAUGACUUAAUCAUGUAAAUUACUAAUGACACAUCAAUCUUACGACUGUAGCAAACUAGCAUGUAUUGUACAUUAUGUGUCAUUGAUAUAUACUAUCAUAAGAUAGAAGGGAAA